Messenger RNA from Salmo salar (Atlantic salmon), 3407 nucleotides. NCBI's taxonomy places the organism in Eukaryota, Metazoa, Chordata, Actinopteri, Salmoniformes, Salmonidae. The record is from RefSeq and is a predicted model, not a curated record.
CGGGAGAGUUAUUGCUUGAGUUGCGACAACAUUUAAAAAAUACAACAUGCAGAUAAAGUUCAGAAUGAUACAAUUUCAUGUGUACAACGUCUAAAGACCUGCAUCACUAUAAAGUGUCUGUUUCUAAAAGAACCUAUUUGGGUUGUUUUUUUUAAACAUUUUUUUUAUUGUUUUUCAACACCCCCACAAUGCACAACGAGCAACGAGGAAGUCUAUUGCGGCUGGGGAGUGCACCUGGGAAAUAGACCACAUCAGCCACCAACCUACAGCUAUUGGACUGAGGACAGUUGAGAUGCAUGGCCUGUAAGCAGCCAGCGCCAGUGAUGGCUCACAGGAAGAGGCCAGGGACCAGCGGCUCCAGCUGCAGCAUGGUGGUGCCCCCCGUCCGGCCCCCCUGCCCCGCCGCCUACCCCCCAGAGCAGCACGACCAGGAGCAUGAGGAGGGGCCGGGGAGGAGGAGGAGGAGGAGGUCCACUACUGCCGCCAGCAGGGCCUGGAGCCAGAGCUGACGAACAGCCGGCCAGCUACACCUACUACACCUGAGCCGGAACACGAACAUGAACACAGCCAUGACCACGAUCACCCAGACUGCCACGACCAUGAUGACCACAGUCACAGCAGCGACCAUGCAGAGUGCCAUGGCCACGAGCAUGCAGACUAUCACGGUCACAGUCACGACGACGUAGACUGCCAUAACCACGGCCACGUCCACAGUCACAUCAAUGACCACGACCAUGCAGGCUGCCACGGCCACCGUCACGACCACGCUGACAGCCUGGACGGGGACUCCAGCUCUGACUAUGUGAACAACACCUCAGAGGAGGAGGACUAUGAUGAAGGUCUGCCGGAGGAGGACGAGGGCGUCACCUACUACAUCCGCUACUGCCCUGAGGAUGACAGCUACCUGGAGGGCAGCAUGGACUGCAACGAGGCCGAGGCUGACUACACCGCCAGCACUGUGCAGCACCUCCGGUCUGAGCCCCCGGGCGACACAGACGAGUGCCAGGAGGCGGUGGAGGAGUGGGCGGAGGGAGAAGGAGGGGUGGAGGUGGGGGAGGUGCGCUGUGAGGUGGUGGAGCAGGACCCAGAUGAACAGAUCUACAACGUCCUGGACCCCCACCCCGCCACCGUCCAGCACGAGUCCCCCCCACCCACAGAGGAGGAGGAAGAGGAGGAGGAGGUGAGAGCUGGGGUUGCCUACACUGGGGACUACUAUGGCCCAGAGGAGGACAAUGGGAACUCCGUGGUUCACGUACCGCGGUCUCCAUACCGUGGCCGUAAGGUGGUAGUGGAGGGGGAGACAGGGGAGGAGGCAGAGGAGGACAUUGACCAGAUAGUGGCAGAGAUCAAGAUGAGUAUGAGCAUGGGUAGUCUGAGCAGCGGUGGCACUGACCAGAGCCCUGACGAGCUGGUGCAAGACAGUGUACCCAGUGAUUACCACCCUCCUGAGGCCCACGCCAAGCCUGAGCCUGCCCCCUACACCCCAACCCCACACCGCCAUGACAGCAGACCCAAGUCCCUCAACCUCCCCUCCACACGGCACAACAACCCUGAGCUCCAGAGGGGCUUCAAGGUUCGCUCCCGCACCCCGGAGGAGCGACAGCAGUGGGCUCAAGAACAGAUGACCAACGGUGCAGAGCAGCCCAGGAAACAGCAGCGUUCUGACCUCAACGUGCCGCUGGAGAACAACAAUGUCCCGGAGGAAACAAAGAAGGCUGCAUCUUUCCCCAGCUUUGUUAAUGUUCCGGGUCCCUGUGAGCCAGAAGAUCUUAUUGAUGGCAUCAUCUUUGCUGCUAACUACCUGGGCUCCACCCAGCUGCUCUCUGAGAGGAACCCGUCCAAGAACAUCCGCAUGAUGCAGGCCCAGGAGGCUGUCAGCCGGGUCAAGAGGGUUCAGAAGGCUGCCAAAAUCAAGAAAAAGGCGAGCCCAGAGGGGGUCGCACAGACACUGACAGAGGUGGACCUCUUCAUCUCCACCCAGAGGAUCAAAGUGCUCAACGCAGACACACAGGAAACUAUGAUGGACAACGCCCUGCGCACCAUCUCCUACAUAGCUGACAUUGGGAACAUCGUGGUGCUGAUGGCGAGGCGCCGCAUGCCGCGCACAGCCUCCCAGGACUGCAUCGAGACCACACCUGGAGCCCCAGAGGCCAAGAAACAGUACCGGAUGAUCUGCCACGUCUUUGAGUCUGAGGACGCCCAGCUCAUAGCCCAGUCAAUUGGGCAGUCAUUUAGCGUGGCUUACCAGGAGUUCCUGAGGGCCAACGGCAUCAACCCAGAGGACCUGAGUCAGAAGGAGUACAGUGACAUCAUCAACACGCAGGAGAUGUACAACGAUGACCUCAUCCACUUCUCAAACUCUGAGAACUGCAAAGAGCUGCAGCUGGAGAAGCAUAAGGGAGAGAUCUUGGGCGUGGUCAUAGUGGAGUCUGGCUGGGGCUCCAUCCUGCCCACGGUCAUCCUGGCCAACAUGAUGAACGGUGGGCCGGCCGCCCGCUCCGGGAAGCUCAGCAUCGGAGACCAGAUCAUGUCCAUCAACAACACCAGCCUGGUGGGGCUGCCGCUCGCCACCUGUCAGGGAAUCAUCAAGGGCCUGAAGAACCAGGUGCAGGUGAAGCUGAACAUUGUAAGCUGUCCCCCUGUCACCACCGUGCUCAUCAAGAGACCAGACCUCAAGUACCAGCUGGGCUUCAGCGUCCAGAAUGGGAUUAUCUGCAGCCUGAUGCGUGGGGGUAUUGCUGAGCGGGGGGGUGUCCGGGUUGGCCACCGCAUUAUUGAGAUCAAUGGCCAAAGCGUGGUGGCUACAGCACAUGAGAAGAUUGUCCAAGCCCUCUCAAACUCUGUGGGCGAGAUUCACAUGAAGACAAUGCCAGCGGCCAUGUUCAGACUCUUAACAGGACAGGAGACUCCUAUGUAUAUAUAAACCAAGGACAGAUCCCAUUGUCCUCCACAGAGGAGCUGUAAGCAGCGGUUGUUUACAGUCCAGUUGGAGAGCUCUGGGUGGACAAGACUAGCAGACUAAUGAGUGUCUGAGGAUGGCAAGUGAGCCAGAGUGAUUACCUUUCUUACUUUUGUGUCGAUGACUUGUCCUUUUCUGAGCUAACAUUCAUCCAACUGAUACUCCUGAUGUUUUGCUGAUGUUAAUACUAAAGAGGGUCAUCUGGGAAGAAGGUGUUUACGUUAUUUAUUUGUGUUUGUGUUUUUUGGAUGCAUCACAAUGUAUUUUUUAUAUUCACAAUGUAAUAUUGUACCUGCAUAUUGUUUCAUUUACUUUUCUUUGUUUUUCAUUUUCAUGUAAAUACAUAUUUUGCUAAUGUGUCUAAAGUAAUGGGGAAGGGUCAUGGUUGCUUUGUAAAUAUUUAUAGACUUUUCCUGCUGGUUUGAUAAAGGACGGUUUGCUAAAGGAC